Molecule: messenger RNA, 1024 nt
Organism: Hermetia illucens (black soldier fly)
Lineage: Eukaryota; Metazoa; Arthropoda; Insecta; Diptera; Stratiomyidae
Product: GPN-loop GTPase 3
Exons: 3
Coding region: 111-986 (291 amino acids)
Molecular function (GO): GTPase activity
Source: RefSeq, a predicted model, not a curated record
GUUGUUUAGAAGAGGUUCCCGCGUGUGGUUCAAAUGAACGCUCCUUUUGACAGUUCAUUGUAAAUGUCAGUGAGGAAACAUAAACAGGAGUUCCGGAGUAAUUAACGAAAAUGCGGUAUGCCCAGAUUGUUUUGGGACCAGCAGGAAGCGGAAAGUCCACAUAUUGUUCUAUGGUGCAACGGCAUGCAGCUGACGAGAAACGAGUGAUUCACAUAGUAAACCUUGAUCCAGCAGCAGAACAUUUCGACUAUGAACCUGUUGUCGAUAUUCGCGACUUAAUUCAAUUGGACGAUGCCAUGGAAGACGAUGAACUGCAUUAUGGUCCAAAUGGAGGGCUUGUAUUUUGUUUAGAAUUCCUUAUAGAAAAUCAAGAUUGGCUCCAAAAUCAACUAUGUGGAGGAGAAGACAACGAAAUCGAAGUCGAACCAGAUGAUGACUACAUUCUCUUUGAUAUGCCUGGACAAAUCGAACUUUUCACACAUUUAACAACCGGAAGAGAACUCAUCAGACUUCUGACAUCAUGGAAUUUUCGAAUAUGUACUGUAUUUCUAGUAGAUUCACAAUUUAUGAUUGAUGGAGCAAAAUUUCUAUCGGGAACAAUGGCAGCACUAAGUGUGAUGGCCAAUUUAGAAACGCCACACGUAAAUGUUUUGAGUAAAAUGGAUUUAUUAAGUAAAACAGCGCGAGGGCAAUUGGAUAAAUUUUUAGAUCCAGAUCCACACGCACUUUUGGGAGAAGUUACAUCAGAAUCGUCAUGGGGUCGUAAGCAUAAAAAAUUAUCAGAGGCGAUUGGAAACCUGAUUGAGGAUUUUAGCUUAGUUCGUUUUGUUCCUCUCAAUGUAAACGAUGAAGAGAGCAUAACGGACCUUCUGCUACAAAUUGAUAACGUAAUACAGUAUGGAGAAGAUUUUGAUGUGAAAGUUCGCGAUUUCGAUGAGCCAGAACGGGAAGACGACGAUGCUGUGAAUGAACUAUAUCGCGAUUAAACUCAUUUCUAAAGCCGUUUGUUAUGCUGUGAAAAAAA